AGAAUCAACAAUGCAACCAUGUAUUGCGGCUCUUUUUCCUCUAAUUUUGGGGUUGUCCAAAACUCAUUCCUAAUUCAUCAUCAUAGUUAAAUUAGGAAUCCACUCUAUCUCUCUCUUCCUGAACCAGAAAUGGACAAAUCAUCUUCUUGGCCCCCAUAAAAAAAAUCAGAUAUAGAGGUGCACAUAUUCCAAUUCCCUUGUAUUGGUCCAAGAACCUAAUAUUUAUAUGUACAAGUUUCUUGGACCAAUUUGGUUAAUUACUACCUGCAAAAAUAUUUCCAUUAACAAAUUAAAAAGUGAUCUGUUUUAGAACUUAUGGUCUGUUUCCAAUCAAAAGCAAGUGGAUUUGGAUCUUUAUGUUCAAUUUGAAUGGUACUGCAGAGGGAUUCAAGAUUAGAACAAAGAAAUGGGAUUAAGAUUAUCAAAACAGGGGUUCAAGAAGCCCGACAAUCUGAGUAUCAAUGGUCUCCACCAUAGUCUGAUAAAUUAUCUGUCAAGAAGUUUCAAGUUACGUAACUUGGUGUCGAAACAAAGAAGGCGAAUGCUUGUUGGCGGGUAUGAUCUUGACAUGACUUAUAUAUCAGAUCGAAUUUUAGCAAUGUCAUUUCCUGCAGAACACGUGCGAGCAGUGUUUCGCAACCCUUUGUGGCAGGUUAAGUCUGUAUUGGAUAUGAGACAUGCUGGACAUUAUAAGGUGUAUAACUUAUGUAUAGAGCAGGCUUAUGAUGCCUCACAUUUUCAUGGCCGAGUGGAGAGGUAUCCGAUUGAUGACAACCAUGUCCCUCCUCUCGAAAUGAUAAAGGAUUUUUGUGAAGAUGUCUACUCAUGGCUCUCAAGUGACCCCAAGAAUAUCGCUGUUGUACACUGCAUGGCAGGAAAAGGCCGAACAGGGUUAAUGGUUAGUUCGUACCUAGUUUACACUGGCACGUCAGCUGAGGAGGCUCUGCGAGUGUAUGCAGAGAAGCGAACAACUAAUAAUGAAGGGGUAUCCAUUCCAAGCCAACGUAGAUACGUCAAAUAUUGGGAGCACACACUUUCCUUUCCAAAGGGUGUUCCUUGUGGUCCUCCAACUGUCAACUUGCCUAAGUCAUGUCAGAGAGAGCUGCUUCGCAUUAGAUUAUAUGACACUACAAACGUCGAGUCCAUCUUUUUCGUUGUAUCCGAGUUGCAAAGAGUUCCAGGAGAGAAAUAUUGUCCACCUGCAGAGGUCUCAAAGAGUUGCUGCAGACAAAUUAAGAAUGGUAUUCAGAGAACUUAUAGCCCUCGAUAUUUUUAUUCGUUCGUUGAGGGAAAUGAAGAUGAGAUGGAACAAGAAAAGAAGGAACCUCGUCUCGUAGUCCAAAUGGACACAGAAAGUUCCAUGCUCUAUCAGAAAACCUGUCUUGAUCACUUCUAUGAUAAACCAGUGCAAGUCUGUGGAGACGUGCGUAUCAUAUUCUACGAAAAGCUCAUAGGAGGACGUCUUUUCUACGCUUGCUUUAAUACUGCUUUUAUUCGGAAUGAUCUUCUGCAGUUUUCGUUACGGGAGCUAGACAAAGUUGGGAGAAAGGGUAGGUCCAUGACUGGUUCUUCAUUCUGCUUGGAGUUGUUUUUUGGUCCGGCGAAUGGAGAUUAUUUGCCAACACCUCCGUUGCACGAGGAUGAUCUUAGUGAUUGUUAAUUUCACUUAAGAAGGUGGCUCAUUUUUAUCAAUCCAUUAUAUAUUACAAUUCAUAGUGUUGUACAUUUUAAAUUUCAGUUGUCUUGCCAUCUAUUUUUUCAGGGAUGGAAGACUAGGAAAUUUCAAUAAUUUUGAAUGUAGAACUCGAGCGAGCAGUUUUAAGAACUAAUGUUUUAUCUUGAAACUUGCAUGCAUAUUCUAGAAUCUGAUGGGGGAAAAUAUCUUAGAAUUUGAUAAGUAUCUACGUUUUUUGGUUGCAUUUAGCAUUAGAAUUUGAGGGCCAAAUUGUAUUCUCUGUUUGAUCCUUAUAAUCAACUUAGAGAUUAGAGUUGAAUUCUAA
Molecule: messenger RNA, 2000 nt
Organism: Lycium ferocissimum
Lineage: Eukaryota; Viridiplantae; Streptophyta; Magnoliopsida; Solanales; Solanaceae
Product: phosphatidylinositol 3,4,5-trisphosphate 3-phosphatase and protein-tyrosine-phosphatase PTEN1
Exons: 8
Coding region: 407-1660 (417 amino acids)
Biological process (GO): phosphatidylinositol dephosphorylation
Cellular component (GO): cytosol
Molecular function (GO): phosphatidylinositol-3,4,5-trisphosphate 3-phosphatase activity; protein tyrosine phosphatase activity
Source: RefSeq, a predicted model, not a curated record